Messenger RNA from Solea senegalensis (Senegalese sole), 422 nucleotides. RefSeq names its product histone H4. Gene Ontology annotation, molecular function: protein heterodimerization activity; structural constituent of chromatin; DNA binding. Gene Ontology annotation, biological process: nucleosome assembly. The transcript has a single exon. Lineage: Eukaryota; Metazoa; Chordata; Actinopteri; Pleuronectiformes; Soleidae. The record is from RefSeq and is a predicted model, not a curated record. Bases 51 to 362 code for a protein of 103 amino acids. Gene Ontology annotation, cellular component: nucleosome.
AGCAGCGGGUCAUUCGACUUUCAUUCGUCAAGAAAACUUAUAUCGUGACAAUGAGUGGACGCGGCAAAGGAGGAAAAGGACUCGGUAAAGGAGGCGCUAAACGUCACCGCAAAGUGCUCCGCGAUAACAUCCAGGGAAUUACCAAGCCCGCCAUCCGCCGUCUGGCUCGCCGCGGCGGAGUCAAGCGUAUCUCCGGCCUCAUCUACGAGGAGACUCGCGGUGUGCUCAAGGUGUUCCUGGAGAACGUCAUCCGUGACGCCGUCACCUACACCGAGCACGCCAAGAGGAAGACCGUCACCGCCAUGGACGUGGUCUACGCCCUCAAGAGGCAGGGCCGCACACUGUACGGCUUCGGCGGUUAAACUCUGGAACCUGAACGCAACACGACGCUGAAUAACACAACGGCUCUUUUAAGAGCCACA